Molecule: messenger RNA, 195 nt
Organism: Lathyrus sativus (Indian pea)
Lineage: Eukaryota; Viridiplantae; Streptophyta; Magnoliopsida; Fabales; Fabaceae
Source: the annotation of a GenBank genome assembly
AUGGUGCUCAACAGCGGCGUGGUGAUAAGGGUGGCGCACGUGUCAGCUAGGUUGUGUCAAUACAUAUCGUGCAACCCUGAGAUUUUGAGGAGCGACGCCGUUUUGGGCCUCAUCUUCUGUCUUCCUUUACAGCGUCUCUUCUUCUCGCUUUCGUCUUACCUUGGUUAUCGUACACCGCACUCCGAUAGAAAUUGA